Fundulus heteroclitus (mummichog) is the source of this 967-nucleotide messenger RNA. RefSeq names its product translocase of outer mitochondrial membrane 20 (gene tomm20a). The record is from RefSeq and is a predicted model, not a curated record. Bases 63 to 521 code for a protein of 152 amino acids. The transcript is spliced from 5 exons. Gene Ontology annotation, cellular component: mitochondrial outer membrane; mitochondrial outer membrane translocase complex. Lineage: Eukaryota; Metazoa; Chordata; Actinopteri; Cyprinodontiformes; Fundulidae. Gene Ontology annotation, biological process: protein targeting; tRNA import into mitochondrion; protein import into mitochondrial matrix. Gene Ontology annotation, molecular function: transmembrane protein transporter activity.
CGUCACGUGCCUUGUGUUUCCUUUCCGCCGCAGUGUGCUAGCAGCUAGCCGCGCUAGUCCCUAUGAGUAGUUUAUUAAACAUGAUGAGCGGCAGGACGAGCGUCAUGGUUGCCGGGAUGUGUGGGGCCCUGUUCGUCGCUUAUUGUAUUUAUUUCGACCGGAAGAGACGGAGUGACCCCCUGUUUAAAGAAAAGCUCCGGGAACGCAGGAGGAAACUAAAGACGUCGAGCGAGAAGUCCGGCAUGGCAAAGCUGCCGGACCUGAAGGACGCCGAAGCCGUUCAGAAGUUCUUCCUGGAAGAAAUCCAGCUGGGAGAAGAGCUGCUGUCCCAAGGUGAGUUUGAGAAAGGCGUCGACCACCUGACCAACGCGAUCGCCGUGUGCGGUCAGCCCCAGCAGCUGCUGCAGGUCCUCCAGCAGACGCUGCCGCCCCCCGUCUUCCAGAUGCUGCUCACCAAACUGCCCACCAUCAGCCAGCGAAUCAUCAGCUCCCAGGCUUUAUCAGAGGACGACGUCGAAUGAACGGAUGACGUCGAGUGGGAGACAGGAAACUGCUUUUACUUCUCCUUAAAAGGGUUUAACAGUGAUGAGCAUUGUUGAAUAUUAGGGACUGUUGUGAUUUAUCAGCCCAAAUAUGGCAAAGUUUGUUAUAUUCUGGAGUUAAAAGGAACUCUAAAGUUCGUCUCACCUCAUUCUCAUCAGAUUUUGUGUUUUCUUGUCAUUUUGUUUGUUUUCCUCAAUGUGUUGUUUUUUUUUUUUCUUGGAACAUCAUGGCAAUAGUAAUAUAUGAAAUUAACAAUAGACUGUAUGUUGCUGUGAGUAUGACAUUAAAUUUGUCUACGGAAAAGAAAAAAAAACGUGUUAAGUUCUGUGGAAAAUGAAUUUGCAUUGUUGGUUUAAUGUUAUUUUUUUAUAUUCUAGUCUGUCACCUAUUUGUGUAAAACUCCAUAAUAAAACAUUAAAACAUG